Molecule: messenger RNA, 552 nt
Organism: Endocarpon pusillum Z07020
Lineage: Eukaryota; Fungi; Ascomycota; Eurotiomycetes; Verrucariales; Verrucariaceae
Exons: 2
Coding region: 1-552 (183 amino acids)
Source: RefSeq, a predicted model, not a curated record
AUGUCGUCUAUCAUCGUGGGUUCGAAACCCGUCCAUCCAGCGACCGUCCACUUUCCCAUCGCCUUCCUCACCACUUCCUGGACCCUCGACCUUCUCUACUCCGCCGUCACCAAUGUGCUCCCUCGGUCAAACUCCCUCGCCAAAUCCCUCUCCCCACACCUUCCCACCCUGACCGUCAUCUCGCACUACUCCCUCAUCCUCGGCAUCCUCUCCGGAUUCGUCUCCAUCGUCACCGGCGGCGCCCAACUCAGCAAGAUGAUCAGCAACGGCGGCAUCUAUGAAGCCGACGGAAAGACGAUGAGGCAGAAGGUCAAGACGGCGUUUGUCCAUGCCGGAAUGAACGAUGUGGCCAUUUUGACGGCGGCGUUUAGUUGGUGGGUGAGACGGGGAAAUGUGGAUGUCUUGACCGGGGCGGUGGUGCCGACCACCACCAACGUGCUGAUCAGUGCGCUGAGUCUGCCGAGUCUGUUGUACUCGGCGGAUCUGGGGGGCAAGUUGGUGUAUAACUACGGAGUGGGAUUGAGCAUGGGAAAGAAGGGAAAGUCGAAUUAG